This is a messenger RNA of Ahaetulla prasina, 1257 nucleotides long. Its product is annotated as acrosin-like. The transcript has 7 exons. Gene Ontology annotation, molecular function: serine-type endopeptidase activity. The coding region runs from base 1 to 1257 and encodes 418 amino acids. The record is from RefSeq and is a predicted model, not a curated record. NCBI's taxonomy places the organism in Eukaryota, Metazoa, Chordata, Lepidosauria, Squamata, Colubridae. Gene Ontology annotation, biological process: acrosome reaction; proteolysis.
AUGAAGCAGUUACCUCUUCAUAUUUUGGUCCUUUUUCUGUUAUGGUCUACACAUGCAUACGAUAACAGAUGUGGGGAUAUCUGUGGCCGCCGUCCUUUGGCCUCCAGUCACAGUAGCAACCUGCGGAUCGUGGGUGGCACUGAUACGCUCCCAGGAACGUGGCCUUGGAUUGUCAGCAUCCAGAUACCCACCAUAAGUGGCUACAAGCACACCUGUGGGGGGGCCCUCAUCAGCCCUCGCUGGGUCCUCACAGCGGCCCACUGCUUCCUCAACAAAAGAUACCUAGAACACUGGAAGCUGGUUUUUGGUGCUGCUCAGCUUUCUCGGCCUGGUCCGGAUGCCCAGGAACGCACCAUCAAGAACCUGGUGGAGCACCAGCAAUACAUACGUUCCACCCAUUUCAACGACGUGGCCUUGAUGGAGCUAAGCCACCCAAUCAACUGCAGUGACUACAUCCAACCUGCCUGCUUGCCGGACAUGGGUGUGGAGAUUUCAUCGCUGACCCACUGCUACGUCAGCGGCUGGGGAGUGACCGAUGUCUCACAGCCCAAUGUGACCUCGGAUAUCCUGCAAGAAGCCAAAGUGAACCUCAUCCCCACAAGCACCUGUAACAGCACCACCUGGUACAACAAGAAAAUCCAUCAUAACAAUCUCUGUGCCGGGCAUGAGGAAGGAGGCAUUGACACUUGCCAGGGUGACAGUGGUGGUCCUCUCAUGUGUCGGGAGCAAAGGUCCGAGCGUUUCUGGCUUGUCGGUGUCACCAGCUGGGGGGCUGGCUGUGCCAGGGCCAUGAGGCCUGGCAUCUAUUCCUCCACGCAACUUUUUCUGAACUGGAUCAAAGACAUGACAAAGGAGAACUUCUUCAAGACUCCUCGCCCACCCAAAAUAAGACCUCCGGCAAAGCCGCUUGAUCAGCUGUGGCAACAAACCGCCCCCUCAAAUGGAAACCAGCAGCUUGAGAGCUGGGUUCAACCCAGGCCGAGGCCAACAAUGUCCCCUUCAAGGCCAUCUUCCGCAAACGAAAUCCAACAGUUUGAGAACUGGGCUGCAGCUCAUAUGAGGCCUAAAUGGGCAGAACUGGGGCCAAGGCUGGGCUCCAGCUUACCGGCCUCCCCCCAGAACCAGGCCCACCGCGGUGCCUUGGCCAGGAUAUGGUGCACAGCAGCCCCAGACAUGGGGGUGGCCUGUCCAGAAAUGGUCUCGCCCAACGACAUCCUUGAGUUACCUCUGGUACUCGAGAUGGAGCAGGUCCCCUAA